CACUGCAAUGCAAGUAUCAUUAAAUCAGUGCGCUAAUUUGUGCGUGAGAGAGAAGAGAGUGACUCUUUUAUAAGUGCUUUGAUCUUUGCAUUCUCCGAGACCAACCAACAGCAAUGGCGGCGAGUGGCAGCGACGUCAAUGCGAGCUACAACAUCAAGCAUCUGCUCAAGAGCGACGCCCUGUACAAGUACAUCCUGGAUACCACGGUGUUCCCCCGAGAGCCGGAGUGCAUGCGCGACCUGCGCCUCCUCACCGACAAUCACCAGAGUGGCAUCAUGCAGUCAACGCCGGAGGAGGCCCAGCUGCUGCAGCUGCUGAUCAAGAUAGCGGGGGCCAGGAACACGAUCGAGGUCGGCGUGUUCACGGGCUACUCGCUCCUCGCCACCGCACUAGUGCUGCCGGAGGACGGCAAGGUGGUGGCCAUCGACGUCAACCGGAAAGACUUCGAGCUCGGCCUCCCCUUCAUCCAGAAGGCCGGCGUGGCGCACAAGGUGGACUUCCGCGAGGGCAAGGCGCUCGACCACCUCGACGAGCUCCUCGCCGCCGACCCCUUGGCUCAGUACGACUUCGCGUUUGUGGAUGCCGACAAGCAGAACUACGGGCGGUACCAUGAGCAGCUGAUGCGGCUGGUCCGCGUCGGCGGCACCAUCGUCUACGACAACACGCUCUGGGGCGGCACUGUGGCCGGCGUCGCCGUGCCUUCGUUAGACGUCCUGCCCGGCGUUGUUGUGGACGGUGUCCUCGCGUCCAUCGCCGAGUUCCUCAAGGGCUUCAACGCCGAGCUCGCCGCUGACCCGCGCGUCGACGUCUGCCAGAUAGCCGUGGGAGACGGCCUCACUAUCUGCCGCCGCCUCGUCUGAAUAGUACCAUGAUCCCGCCGGCUGGCAGGAUCUGCUCCGUCGCCUGUGUCCAACCCCUGGACGCAGCUUCUACUCAUGAUUUGAUUCGAUAAGAACUUGUGAUGUACUAUGUGCUUUCCAUGCUGUGUGAUUUCAUUCAAUAAGUCCCACAAUACUCCCUCUGUCCCAUAAUAUUAGACGUUAUUACAUCCAGUAUGUGCCAUAUUGGAUGUAGUUAUUAAUGUCUUAUGUUAUUUUAUGGGAUGGAGAGA
Molecule: messenger RNA, 1111 nt
Organism: Aegilops tauschii subsp. strangulata
Lineage: Eukaryota; Viridiplantae; Streptophyta; Magnoliopsida; Poales; Poaceae
Product: tricin synthase 1
Molecular function (GO): O-methyltransferase activity; S-adenosylmethionine-dependent methyltransferase activity
Source: RefSeq, a predicted model, not a curated record